AUGCUCAGAAAACUAGCCAUGAGUACUAUCGCUAACACCGGUAAAAUCGUACCCAACCGGGCAUUGUUCCAAAACAUCAGCAAAGAUGUAUGGUCUUUGACCAACGAAGCAGCAGCCGUUGCAUCUCAAAAUGCUCAAAACCAAAAUCGCGAAUUGAUCAACUUGGGACAAGGCUUUUUUUCUUAUUCACCACCAGAAUUCGCGAUCCAAGAGGCUCAAAAGGCUCUUACGUCUCCUUUAGUAAACCAAUACGCACCUACUAAAGGCCGUCCCUCACUUAUAAAAUCGCUUUUGAAGCUCUACUCACCUUUGUACGGUAAACAGCUGGCUCCCGAAAACGUGCAGGUCACCACCGGUGCUAACGAAGGUAUUUUAUCUUGUUUGGUUGGUCUGCUAAACCCAGGUGACGAAGUUAUCGUGUUUGAGCCCUUUUUCGAUCAGUACAUCUCCAACAUUCAAAUUCCAGGCGGGAAAGUCACUUACGUGCCCCUGCACCCACCAAAGGAGAUUUCUGAGCGUCCCACUCAGGGUACAGAAUGGCGUGUGGAUUAUGACGAGCUACGCCGCGCUGUGACGUCCAAAACCAAAGCUUUGAUCAUCAAUUCGCCCCACAAUCCAGUUGGUAAAGUUUUCACGCGCGAAGAACUGCUAGAAAUAGGCCAGAUCUGCGUGGACAACAACAUCAUCAUAAUUUCCGAUGAGGUUUACGAAAAUUUGUAUUUCACACCGGAAUUUACUCGUAUUGCCACGUUAACACCGGAAAUUGGGCAACUCACAUUGACUGUGGGUUCGGCAGGCAAAACUUUUGCCGCUACCGGAUGGAGAGUCGGCUGGAUCGUAUCUCUGAACCCAGACCUCUUGAAAUACGCAUCUAUGGCCCACACUCGAAUCUGUUUUUCCACGCCAUCUCCUUUGCAAGAGGCCUGUGCCAACGCUCUUGAAAUCGCUGUUGAAAAUGGGUAUUUCGAGGACAUGCGUCAGGAAUAUAUUCGUAAAUUCAACAUCUUCACCAAAGUUUUCGACGACUUGGGACUACCAUACACCAAGCCUGAAGGUACUUAUUUCGUGGUUGCCGACUUCUCAAAGGUCAAAAUCCCACACGAUUACCCAUUUCCAGAAGAACUUCAAUCCAAGGCCAAAGAUUUUAGAAUAUCCUACUGGCUAAUCAAUGAACUCGGUGUUGUUGCAAUUCCACCCACUGAAUUCUACAUUCCAGAGCAUGAAAAGGUCGCCGAGAACUUGUUGAGAUUCGCCGUUUGCAAAAGUGACGAAUAUCUACAAAAUGCUGUUGAAAGACUGAAACUACUGAAGAACUACAUUUAA
Messenger RNA from Lachancea lanzarotensis, 1323 nucleotides. RefSeq names its product LALA0S02e05556g1_1 (gene BNA3). Lineage: Eukaryota; Fungi; Ascomycota; Saccharomycetes; Saccharomycetales; Saccharomycetaceae. The coding region runs from base 1 to 1323 and encodes 440 amino acids. The record is from RefSeq and is a predicted model, not a curated record. Gene Ontology annotation, molecular function: pyridoxal phosphate binding; L-kynurenine:2-oxoglutarate transaminase activity. Gene Ontology annotation, biological process: biosynthetic process. The transcript has a single exon. Gene Ontology annotation, cellular component: cytoplasm; mitochondrion.